Molecule: messenger RNA, 2633 nt
Organism: Anas platyrhynchos (mallard)
Lineage: Eukaryota; Metazoa; Chordata; Aves; Anseriformes; Anatidae
Gene: F7
Product: coagulation factor VII
Biological process (GO): proteolysis; blood coagulation
Cellular component (GO): extracellular region
Molecular function (GO): calcium ion binding; serine-type endopeptidase activity
Source: RefSeq, a predicted model, not a curated record
CCACAGGAAACCGAUGUCGGGUACCUCUUGCUGGUUAAUUAGUGUCUCCAAGUAACCUGAGCCAGAAGUUCAGGGUUUCCACUGGUGACUGGGGGGUGGGAAAGGUGGAUGUCAGCAGUUUGGUCAUCCCCCAAAGCCCUGACAGGCUGUACCUGGCCUGCCUGGUCGACACAAAUACCCUGCCGCAGCUCUCUGUGACACGGCCAGCUCAGUGCCAUGCAGACACAGGGGCCUGGCGUUUAUUUUUUGCAGGAAAAAGGCCUGUUAGAUGGAAAAUAAAGGGGUAGGGUAGGAGCCUCUGCAAUCAGCACAGCCUGUGCACAGCUCAGGAGAGUGUGCUUCGACAGCAAGCUCCCCGCUGGUGUGGUAGGGACACAGCACAGGACCUGCAGGUGCCCUUGUGCUCAGCUCUCUUCGUGGAUCAUUCCUGGUUUCCAUGACUCGCCGGCCCCUCCUCUGCUCCCAGCGUUUGAAGCUGAGCUCUUUGGCCAAACAGUCCUUGCUGAAAUGUCAAUACGCCGCCGGGACGCCGACUUGUAGGGUUCAUCAUGGUUUCCAGGCAGUGCGUGGCUUUGCUUCUCUGCUUUCCGCUGCUGAUUCUUCUUCCUCUGGACGCAGUCUUUCUGAAGCGGAAAGAGGCAAAUGGCAUUUUACAAAGGCACCGAAGGGCCAAUAGCUUCUUCGAAGAGAUAAAGCUGGGGUCUCUAGAGCGAGAAUGCAUGGAAGAGAAGUGCUCCUUCGAGGAAGCGAGAGAGAUCUACCGUGAUGAUGAGCGGACAAAAGAGUUCUGGCACAUCUAUUCCGACCCCAACCAGUGUGACUCCAGUCCCUGUCAGAACGGCGGGAGCUGCGAUGACCAGUUCCAGGAUUACGUUUGCCGCUGUCCCGCGGAGUACGAGGGCAAAAGCUGUGAAAAAGCCGUGGCUGAGAAGCUGAAGUGCAUGUACGACAACGGCGGCUGUGAGCAGUACUGUGCUGAUGAGCAGGCUGCAAAGCGAGUGUGCUUCUGCGCAGACGAUUACGCUUUAGCGAGCGAUGGUGUGUCCUGCAUUCCCCAAGUGAAAUACCCAUGUGGAAAAAUACUGGCAAAGAAGAAUGCAACUGCAGAUGGGAGAAUAGUAGGUGGUUUCAUCUGUCCUCACGGUGAAUGUCCAUGGCAAGCCCUUAUAAUACAGAAUCAGAAAGAAAAGUGUGGUGGUACCCUGCUUUCCCCAGAGUGGGUGGUGACUGCAGCUCAUUGUUUGGAGCACACCCAUGUUAAAGAGCUCCGAGUGAGGCUGGGUGAACACUCAAUAAAUGUUGAUGAGAAAACUGAGCAAGAAAGUGGAGUUACCAAUAUAAUCAUGCAUGAAGGAUACAGGUACGGACAAGUCGAUAACGACAUUGCCCUCCUGAAACUGGAAACACCUGUGAACCUCACUGAUUACGUGGUGCCGAUAUGUUUGCCUGAAAAACGGUUUGCAGUGUAUGAGCUGUCCUCCAUCAAGUUCUCCACAGUGAGCGGGUGGGGACGUCUGCUAGAUGGAGGUGCUACUUCUUCUGUCCUGAUGAGAGUUGAUUUGCCACGUGUAAAGACACAAGAAUGUGAGAAGCAGACCGAUUUAAAUAUUACAGAGAACAUGUUCUGUGCAGGAGACCUGACCGGCACUAAAGACUCCUGCAAGGGAGACAGUGGUGGACCUCAUGCUACGAAGUACAAGAACACUUGGUUUCUGACUGGGAUUGUCAGCUGGGGAAGGGGCUGUGCUGUUGAAGGCACCUACGGGGUUUAUACGAGGGUAUCCAAAUACAUUGACUGGUUGAAGAAGUCCAUGGAUUCAUAAUGCUGAAUCAGGGCAUUUCCAGAUUGUGUUAUUGACCCUUAAUCUCUCUGUGACACUUUCCUAUUGAAGCAUUCCUACAUUAACUUAGAUAUGUGGUACACGAGGUAUUAUUGAUGAUUUGAAAUGAGUCUAAUGCCUGCCUGAAUACAUCAAAUAAUUUCUAUAUUGUUGUAAACUCGAAUAUCUACAUGUCAAGCAGGCACAGAAAGGCCAUAUCAGACCCGCUGCAGAGUCCCUUUCAUUCUUUAUCCAUUUUUGGUAAGAGAGCUAGAUGUUGAAAGAAAGACUGUCAGUAAUGUGUCAAGCACACCAUGAUCCUUCCUUGGGCUACCCUCCCACCCUCUGGUUAUCAGUGAUGUACAGGCUUCCUGAGCAAGAAGUUGCAUUAGUUUGAACAGCCAUGAAUGAACCCAUUCUUCCAUAAACAAGUGCAAUCUCUUUUGAACACAUUUACACUUCUGGCUUUCACGACUUCCUGUGCUGAUGGGUCCUGAAAUAUAAUGAUGCAAUGGCAGAAGAAAGAAGAGUUUCUUUUAAAUCAUGCUAAGUAAGGUAGCUUUCUCUUGUAGUGGUAGAUUUGAAAGGGGAGAACUGUUCUUCAGAACAAGAAAGCUGGAAAAAGGUUAAUUCCACAUUUACGGGUCUGCUAUGAAAACUUGAUUUUAGUCUUCUGGCACCAAAUAUUAUUGCAAUAAGGCUAUUAAGUGGAAUAUUCAAUCCUAAAUUUAUGAAUGGCGAAGAAUGCCACUGAUUUAAUCUUAUCUUUGCCUUGUUAUUAUGAUUAUCAAUACAGAACGAAAACAAGUGAAA